Mauremys mutica (yellowpond turtle) is the source of this 3043-nucleotide messenger RNA. It is a transcript of the gene GNA15, whose product is annotated as G protein subunit alpha 15. Gene Ontology annotation, biological process: phospholipase C-activating dopamine receptor signaling pathway; adenylate cyclase-modulating G protein-coupled receptor signaling pathway; action potential. The transcript is spliced from 9 exons. Bases 944 to 2086 code for a protein of 380 amino acids. Gene Ontology annotation, molecular function: G protein-coupled receptor binding; G-protein beta/gamma-subunit complex binding; guanyl nucleotide binding. The record is from RefSeq and is a predicted model, not a curated record. NCBI's taxonomy places the organism in Eukaryota, Metazoa, Chordata, Testudines, Geoemydidae. Gene Ontology annotation, cellular component: heterotrimeric G-protein complex.
GGGGAUGGAACAUGCGGAAGAAAUUGAAAGACGGUUGACACAAUGCAGAAGAGAAUGCUCACCACAUGGGCGGGGUGGCCUGUCGUUUGAAGAACUCAAUGCUUUAGAGGUCUGAGAUUCUGUUCCACUCCCCUCCUUGGGCAGGAGGAUCUGUGAUGUACAUUGAGGAAGGAGAGUGCUGUUUGUGCGUAGGGGAUUUUUCCCCUCCCUGAGCUGUCUUAUGUGAGCAGGGAGUGGGAGUUUCAGUACUUCUCUGCGUUAGUCCAGACCUGUUGCCCAGGCCUGAGAAGGAGGGUGGGGUAGCUGGUGCAUUUCUCAGACUGGAAGGGUUUCUUAUUCAUCACUGUUCCUGACACAGAGAGCUCCCUUAAGGUUUAAGCAAGAGGCAACCUAAAUAUCUCUGUCUUGGAAACUGGAUUUGUCUAAGGAAGGACGAGCCAAGGCAUGUUUCAGAGAGGCAGAAUUUUGCCUUGAGAAGGAUAUUUUAAUCGUCAGGCUGGGGGAAUUUUAAAUCAAGAUCAUUUGAACGCUUCUCGGAAGAGAGAUUCCACCCCCACCCCCACCCCGUCCUCUCUGGUUUGAUUUGUUUUUCUUAUGAAAUUUGAAGCACCGGCUACGACGAGAGGUUCUGAUUUCCCUUCGUCGCCAGAAACGGCCCAGGAACUUCUGCAGAGCUGUAGACCGUUCUGAUUUUCUGCGGGGCGUGGGGGAGGGAGAGGUGUAGAGAUGCAUCUUUGCCUGAAAUGGCAGGACAAGAGGCGUGCAUGAAUCGAAUGAAUGUCCGGGGAUGAGUAAUCCCCGCACCAGAAACUUUGGCUCCUGCAGUUCUCAGACAAGCUGAGUGGCAGCGACCACAGCCCCGGAGGUUGGAGCAUGUGCGAUUAAGUGCUCACCAAGCAUUCCCGAGCCCAGUUUAAGAGGGCACCGUGAUCUUUCCCACACCAUGGCUUGGUGCUUCUGCUGUUGUCGGAAGUGCCCCUAUUUCCUGUCGGAAGAAGAUAAAGCUGCUGGUGCGUUAGAUAAAGAAAUCAACAAAAUACUAAGAGACCAGAAAAAGCGAGACAGGCUGGAGCUGAAGUUGCUUCUACUAGGUGCUGGGGAAAGCGGGAAGAGCACCUUCAUCAAACAGCUGCGGAUAAUCCACGGGGCAGGCUAUUCGGAAGAGGAUCGCAAAGGCUUUGCCAAGCUGGUGUAUCAGAACGUCUUCGCCUCCAUGCAGGCCAUGAUCGGAGCCAUGGAGACUCUGCAGAUCCCUUACGCCCAGCCAGAGAAUGUGGAAAACGCCAAGCUGGUCAUGGGGGUGAAUGCUUCGAAGGUGGUGGCCUUGAACAGGCCGUAUGCAAACGCCAUUGAAAGCCUAUGGAGGGACGCGGGGAUCCAGACCUGCUAUGAGAGACGGCGGGAGUAUCACUUACUGGACUCGGCCCUGUAUUUUCUGUCCAGCCUGGAGCGUAUCGCAGAGGACAGUUACAUCCCCACAGCUCAGGAUGUCCUGAGGAGCCGCAUGCCGACGACCGGCAUCAGUGAAUACUGCUUCUCGAUGCAGGAGAUGAUCUUAAGGAUUGUGGAUGUGGGUGGGCAGAAGUCGGAGCGCAGGAAGUGGAUACAUUGUUUCGAAAAUGUUAUUGCCCUGAUCUACCUGGCUUCCCUCAGCGAGUACGACCAGUGCCUGGAGGAGAAUAGCGAGGAGAAUCGGAUGAGGGAGAGCCUGGCCCUGUUCAGAACCAUCCUGGAGCUGCCCUGGUUCCAGAGCGCCUCCGUGAUCCUCUUCCUAAACAAAACCGACCUCCUGGAGGACAAGAUCAUCCACUCGGACCUGGCCGCUUACUUCCCCAGCUUCCCAGGACCCAAGCGAGAUGCGGAGGCGGCGAAGAAGUUCAUUCUGGAGAUGUACGUGGACACCUACAAGCGAUGCUCCAUGGUGCCCUGCGACACAGGGCAGAGACUCUCCGAGACGGCCUCCAAAUCCAGGUGCCUCUACCGCCACUACACCUGUGCCACGGACACGCAGAACAUCCGCAAGGUCUUCAAGGACGUCAGGGAUGUGAUCUUGGUUGGCUAUUUGGACGACAUCAACCUGCUGUGAGGGGAAGGGCUCAGGCCAGGCCCGGGGCAGCCUUCCCCAGCACUGCCCAGCCAAAGUCCUGUCCCUCUGACCUACAGGGUCACCUGUAAGGAUGAGAAGGGAGAUUGACCACCACGGCUCAUUCAGUCAUUGGCCUCCUCUGCUUUCCUGCAGGGCAAAUAGGUAGUGACUCCAGCUCAGCGGGAGAAGAGAAGACACAGCUGCUGGUUGGACUCUGUUGGGGAGCUGCCGUGUGUGUGUUGUGGAAUCCUUCCGCUUCCCCGGGAGUCUCUAGCCUAGGAAGGCAUCAUGGGGGACGGCGCCUCGUGUUCUGAUGCUCAGAGGAAGGCGUGAGCAGUGACGUGAGCGAGUGUCUCUUCUGGUGGGAGGACAAUCACCUCCCGGAGGAGGAGCGGGAACUUCUCCAGAAGGAGCUGGAGCCGGUGGCCAGGCCCACCGUGCGUAAACCAUCUCCCCAGACAGGAGACCCAGCGUGAGCCUCUGAGCAUGGGCAUUCAGCCAGAGCGGAGGGGGGAAUUGAAUAGGGACUGUUGUGAAGGCCAAUUUAUGAAGCAAUCUUUAUGGGGUGGGGGGCAAAUUAUGUUAGCCCCCAAUCAAUUCUCUUAUAGUUGUCUGCAGUUCUCUUCCUUCUGGUAUCUGCAAACCACACUACAGCACCUCCUUAAAGAGCCUUCUAGCUCAGCGGUUCUCCAAGGUUUGUACUGGUGACCCCUUUCACACAGCAAGCCUCUGAGUGCGACCCCCCCCUUAUCAAUUAAAACCACAUUUUUUUAUAUUAAACACUAUUAUAAAUGCUCGAGGCAAAGCGGGGUUUGGAGGUGGAGGCUGACAGCUCGCAACCCCGCCACGUAAUAAUCUCGCGACCCCUGGCAGGGACGCGACCCCCACUUUGAGAACUCCUGUCUGGUUCAUGUUUGCAUUGAUAUGGGCUUUCUGCUGAAAUGUGAAAUAAAGAGG